This is a messenger RNA of Helianthus annuus (common sunflower), 570 nucleotides long. Its product is annotated as protein NUCLEAR FUSION DEFECTIVE 6, mitochondrial. Lineage: Eukaryota; Viridiplantae; Streptophyta; Magnoliopsida; Asterales; Asteraceae. Bases 50 to 337 code for a protein of 95 amino acids. Gene Ontology annotation, cellular component: mitochondrion. The record is from RefSeq and is a predicted model, not a curated record. The transcript has 3 exons.
CUCUAUUUUGUGUCAAAACCCUCACGUCCUGAGUCUCACAAACACCAAAAUGGCGACUGCAGCGGCGGCAGCUCGAUCUGUUUUCCGAUCAACCACCGUCCGUCACGCGGCGGCGCGUAUAGCCUCCCAAUCCAAAUCUGCACGCUCCACCUUUCCUAUCCCUAAUCGGAAUUCCUUAUCUAAUCGCAUUUUCCGUUGUCCAGUGGAAAUGAGUGCUUGUUUGGAAUCACUGCAACCUUUUCACACUGCCACUGCUUCAUCCUUGAUGACCUCCAUGCUUACUCUUUCAAGAAAUGGUUAUGGUUGGCUCCCUGAAGCUUGCAACAAUGAUGCAUGAUAUCUGGAACUCGAGAAACGAUGUCGGAUGAACUCGGAUAAAGUUGGUUUUUUGGAUCAGGAAGAUAAGGUCUUGGUGGAUGAAUAUUGGUGUGAUUUGAUCUGCAAAGUGCACAAUUGUAUGCCAGUUUUAUCUUUUGUUUAAUGGCUGGCUUCAGGGCCUCUUGAAUCUUUGACCAUGGUUUGACUUUAUUUUUUCUUAACGGCAAUUUUUAUUAGAAAACCUAAAAACUA